AUGGGGAAUAAACAGACCAUCUUCACGGCACAGCAGCUGGAUUCGUAUCAGGAUUGCACAUAUUUUACAAGAAAAGAAAUCCUCAGGCUGUUCUACCGUUAUCGGGAUUUGGCACCGCAGCUUGUUCCUCUUGACUACACCAACCAGCCAGAUGUGAAGUUACCAUAUGAGCUGAUUGGCAGCAUGCCUGAGCUGAAGGACAACCCCUUCCGUCAGAGGAUUGCCGAGGUUUUCUCUGAAGAUGGAGAAGGAAACAUGACACUGGAUGACUUCCUGGACAUGUUCUCCGUCCUGAGUGAGAUGGCACCGCGUGACCUGAAGGCCUACUAUGCUUUUAAGAUCUACGACUUCAACAACGACGACUUCAUCUGCAAGUCGGACUUGGAGAAGACGCUGAACAAACUGACACGAAAUGAGCUGACGGAGGACGAAGUGAGGAUGGUCUGUGAGAAGGUCAUAGACGAGGCCGACCUGGACAAUGACGGACGCCUGUCUCUGGAGGACUUCCAGCACAUGAUUGUCCGGGCUCCAGACUUCCUAAGCACUUUCCACAUCCGCAUAUGA
Messenger RNA from Lampris incognitus (smalleye Pacific opah), 564 nucleotides. It is a transcript of the gene cib3, whose product is annotated as calcium and integrin binding family member 3. The coding region runs from base 1 to 564 and encodes 187 amino acids. NCBI's taxonomy places the organism in Eukaryota, Metazoa, Chordata, Actinopteri, Lampriformes, Lampridae. The transcript has 6 exons. Gene Ontology annotation, molecular function: calcium ion binding. The record is from RefSeq and is a predicted model, not a curated record.